Molecule: messenger RNA, 1962 nt
Organism: Malus domestica (apple)
Lineage: Eukaryota; Viridiplantae; Streptophyta; Magnoliopsida; Rosales; Rosaceae
Product: cytochrome P450 86A1-like
Molecular function (GO): iron ion binding; monooxygenase activity; heme binding
Source: RefSeq, a predicted model, not a curated record
UCUUAGUAUAUACUGCUCGAUCGCCCAAUUCUAUAACCUCAACACUGAUAUAGCUAGCUAAAAUGGAAACCCUACCGAUUCUCUCCGCCCUAUUUGCUGCCACAUCCGUAUACCUCUUCUGGUUCUACCUCUUGGCUAGAAAACUCACCGGCCCGAGCGUCUGGCCAGUUGUGGGCAGCCUUCCGUUACUCUACUCAAAUCGGAAGCAAAUCCAUGAUUGGAUCACGAGCAACCUCCGCGCCACCGGCGGUUCCGCCACCUACCAAACAUGCACGCUUGCUCUCCCCUUCGUGGCUCGCAAGCAAGGGUUGUACACCGUGACAAGCAACCCUAAAAACAUCGAGCAUAUUCUCCGUGCCCGGUUCGAUAAUUAUCCCAAGGGCCCGACGUGGCAGGCAGCUUUUCAUGACCUUUUGGGGGAAGGGAUAUUCAACAGCGACGGAGAGACGUGGCUGAUACAGAGGAAGACGGCUGCUUUGGAGUUCACGACACGGACGUUGAGGCAGGCCAUGGCUCGGUGGGUGAACCGGACGAUCAGGAACCGGCUUUGGUGCAUUUUGGAUAAGGCGGAGAGAGAUCACAUCGCGGUGGACUUGCAGGACCUUCUGCUUCGCUUGACAUUCGACAACAUUUGUGGACUCACAUUCGGCAAGGACCCGGAAACGCUGUCGCCGGAUCUACCCGACAACCCAUUUGCAAAGGCUUUCGACAACGCCACUGAAGCCACCCUCCAGCGCCUCCUCUACCCCGCUUUCCUAUGGAGAAUCCAGAAGUUCUUCGGUCUCGGCGCCGAGCGACAGCUCGAGAAGAGCCUCAAAGUCGUUGGGGACUACAUGAACGACGCCGUCGCCGCCCGCAAGUUGACACCGUCCGACGACCUCAUCUCCCGCUUCAUGAACAAGCGCGACGUCGACGGCAACCCAUUCCCAAGCGCGGUCCUCCAGCGCAUCGCUCUUAACUUCGUCCUCGCCGGCCGCGACACGUCGUCGGUUGCGCUCAGCUGGUUCUUCCACCUCAUCAUGGAAAAUCCCCACAUCGAGGAGAAAAUCAUCGCCGAGAUCUCGAAGGUGCUGAAACAGACACGUGGUGAUGAUCCGCGGCUAUGGACGGAGGAGCCCUUGGCGUUCGACGAGGCGGAUAAAUUGGUUUACUUGAAGGCAGCGCUGGCUGAGACUUUACGACUAUACCCCUCCGUGCCGGAGGAUUUCAAAUACGUCGUGAAAGACGACGUUCUGCCUGACGGGACUUUCGUGCCGGCCGGUUCGACGGUGACGUAUUCGAUUUACUCGGUGGGGAGGAUGAAGAGCAUUUGGGGUGAGGAUUGCAUGGAGUUUAAACCGGAAAGGUGGAUCUCGGCCGACGGGAACCGGUUCGAACCGCCCAAGGACGGUUACAAGUUCGUGGCGUUCAAUGGUGGACCGAGGACUUGUUUGGGGAAGGACUUGGCUUACCUGCAGAUGAAAUCGGUGGUUUCCGCCGUGCUUUUGCGUUACCGGCUGUCUCCAGUUCCCGGUUUCCGGGCCCAGCAGAAGAUGUCGCUCACGCUCUUCAUGAAGAAGGGGCUUCAGGUGCAUUUGCAUCCACGUAAGCUAGGUGUUGGGCCAGGUCAUGUGGCUGCCACCUCAGCAUAGGCAGAGGUAUUUUCGGGAUUGUUGGCAUGUGUGUGAAGAAAUUUUUUAAUAUGCUGAAAACACGGAGCCAUAUAUUAUAUAUUAUUAUGCAAGUAGAAAAAGUUUCUUUUCACUUGUAUGAUGAUGUAUGACAUAUGUAUUCGUGUUUCAGACACACUGAAAAUCUCUCAGGGAUGAUGGGGAUACAGAAGUCAUUUAAUUUGUUUUUACUUUUAAAAUGUAUAAUGUUGUCAAAUGUUGUUGGUUUUUAUUGGGUGGGUGGGUUGAAUGGGUGAGUGAGGGUUGCUCACCUAAGUUGGAAGAUUUGAUGAUGUCCUUACAUUGUUAAUUA